Molecule: messenger RNA, 3086 nt
Organism: Chionomys nivalis (European snow vole)
Lineage: Eukaryota; Metazoa; Chordata; Mammalia; Rodentia; Cricetidae
Gene: Ogg1
Product: 8-oxoguanine DNA glycosylase
Exons: 8
Coding region: 234-1271 (345 amino acids)
Biological process (GO): nucleotide-excision repair; base-excision repair; base-excision repair, AP site formation
Cellular component (GO): nucleus
Molecular function (GO): 8-oxo-7,8-dihydroguanine DNA N-glycosylase activity; damaged DNA binding
Source: RefSeq, a predicted model, not a curated record
GCUUGCUCCACAGGCCUGCAGAGUGGGCAGGGUAGGGCUUUGGUUUCCUGCAGGAGGCCGGCCUACUAGGAGAGGGAGACUCAAACGGGGACCGGCCUUCCACCAAAUCCAGAGUCUAGGACCCAAGGUGCUACCCCCUGAGGGGCCGUGGUCACUUGUGAGCGGGGCCUUAGGGCUCAGGAAGGUCGGGUUCUGAGUAGCCGGACCGUGAUGUGCGGGAGGCUGCUAUCCGAAUGUUAUUCGGCUCUUGUUUGCCUGGCAGCAUGAGGCAUCGCAUCCUAACCUCCAGCCCGGGCCUCUGGGCCUCUGUCCCGUGUCCACGCUCCGAGCUGCGACUGGACCUGGUUUUAGCUUCUGGACAGUCCUUCCGGUGGAGGGAGCAAAGCCCUGGGCACUGGAGCGGCGUGCUGGCGGAUCAAGUAUGGACACUGACUCAGACCGAGGAGCAGCUCUAUUGCACUGUGUACCGAGAAGACAAGAGCCAGGCCGGCAGGCCCACCGUAGAGGAGCUGGAAGCCUUACACAAGUACUUUCAGCUGGAUGUCAGCCUGGCUCAGCUGUAUAGCCAUUGGGCUUCUGUAGACUCCCACUUCCAAACAGUGGCUCAGAAAUUCCAAGGUGUGAGAUUGCUGAGACAAGACCCCACGGAAUGCCUUUUCUCCUUCAUCUGUUCCUCCAACAACAACAUUGCUCGAAUCACUGGCAUGGUAGAACGGCUAUGCCAGGCCUUUGGACCUCGACUCAUUCAGCUUGAUGAUGUCACUUAUCAUGGUUUCCCCAGCCUUCAGGUCCUGGCUGGUUCAGAGGCAGAGGCUCACCUCAGAAAGUUGGGCCUAGGGUACCGGGCCCGCUACAUAUGUGCCAGCGCCAAAGCUAUCCUCAAGGAGAAAGGUGGGCUGGCUUGGCUGCAGCAACUUCAAGCGGCCCCUUAUGAAGAGGCCCACAAGGCCCUUUGCACCCUGCCUGGAGUGGGCACCAAGGUGGCUGACUGCAUCUGCUUAAUGGCCCUUGACAAACCCCAGGCUGUGCCUGUGGACGUCCAUGUAUGGCAGAUCGCCCAGCGUGACUACGGCUGGCAACCUAACACAUCCCAGGCUAAGAACCCGAGCCCUCUGGCCAACAAAGAACUGGGAAACUUUUUCCGGAAUCUCUGGGGACCUUAUGCUGGCUGGGCCCAAGCAGUGCUGUUCAGUGCUGAUCUACGCCAACCAAACCAGGCUCGGAAGCCACCAGCAAAGCGCAGGAAGGGCUCUAAGAGACCGGAAGGCUAGGACCCUGGUGCUUACCCCCAGCCGUUGGUGUCAGCAGCUCCCCGUGGCUAGCUGUCUGUCCCUGCCCCUCCUGGCUGGUGCCCAGCUGCAGCUUCCUCAUGUGCCGAACCACAGCCGUGGCGUUGAAAGCUUGCUGUGGAAGAAGAGGAGGGAGGACUGCUGGAAGGAUCCUUGAGCUGGGGGUCGGCAGGAGUCUCACAUGUUACUCCGUGACUCCCUAAGUCCUCCAAAGAAACCCUAUAAGGCCUUACUAAAUUAUAUUCGGUCUUACAUACAAGCACAUGUAUGGUGUGUACAAAGGAAUUCAUAGUCCUGUAACAAACAACGUAACAAUGUGUCAAGCACAGCUCUGAGCACACUGCAUGGUUAUUCAUUUAAUCCUCACAAAAUUCUGUGAGGUAGCACAUUUUAUUUGAUUUUGUCUUUUUGUUUUGGUUUGGUUUGGUUAGUUUAUGAUUUUUCGAGAUAGGGUUUCUCUGUAGCUUUGGAGCCUUUCUCAGAACUCCUUCUGUAGACCAGGCUAGCCUCGAACUCACAGAGAUCCACCUGUCUCUGCCUCCCAAUUACAGGAAUUAAAGGUGUGCACCACUACCCCCCAGGCCCAAGUACUGAGAUUAAAGGCUUGUGCCACUGCACCUGGCUCUGGCUCUGGCAAGCACUAUUAAUAGCAUUGAUUUCUUUUAUUUUUUUUUUAAAUGGGUUGUCAUGUAGCCCAGGCUGUCUUCCAGUACUACCCCUAUCGCCUGAGUCCUGGGACUAUAGGAAUGUGCCACCACCGUGCCUAGUUUUAAUGUGAUGCUAAUGCUCCCACCCAGGGUUUCAUGCAUGCUAGGCAAUCACUCUACCAGCCGAGCUAUAUACUCACCCCUGCCCCCUUUUGAGGCAAGGUUUCACAUACCCCAAGCAGACUGACCUCACUCUCCCCAAGUGCUGGAAUGGCAUUAAUUCCAAAGGAGAAAACUGACGUGCAGAAAGGUUGAGUAAUUUACAUACUUGUUUAUCUCAUUUUAUAUUCCUCUUAUCCACCUAGAUGUCCUACAUAUCUCUCAAGUUGACCAUGUCUAAAACUAAACCUCCUCAAGACAUGUUUCUGCUCCUAGGGUCAGUAUCGUGGUCCACAUUGUCCCCAGCCAGAAGGUUGGGGCAGCCCUUAACAUCUCACUCCCUCAGCAUGCCUCCCAUCUUUUCUUUCUUGUGAGUCUACCUCCUGCUAUCAACCACCCUGUGUUCUUCUUGCUGCUUCUGAGUCAAGCCCCACUAUCUGCUGCAUCUCUGACACUACUGGGCCUCCCAAACUUCCCUCCUUGCCUUCUCUACAUCCCGAAAGCAGGUCCUUCUUCAGGACAGGUUCCCGCUGUCAGUCUUUCUGGGACCAUCCUCUAUAACAGGUGGGUGCCCCACUGUAGCAUGCAAGGAUCUCAGUGACCCCUACCAGCUUCUGCAGCCUGGGCUCUUGAUAUUUAGUUCCCCUAGUUCCUCUAGCCCCUCUAGUUCAGCAGGCUUGACAUUCGGCCACAAUCUUACCCAGGCCUCUUUGCACCCCUGGUCCCUCUGCCUCAGGCAUAUUCUCUACACCUGGUUAAUUACUAGUCAACCAACAGAUCUGUGACCACCUCUCUGACCCUUCUUGGGUCCCAUGGGCUAUGGAUCCUGGAGAGUAGGUCUGCCCCUCUAGAGAUGGACUUUAGAGGUCAAGUGGCCUGUAAAGUCCGGAACAAAGGAGAUCUUUGGAAAGCCUCCCUGGGCAUGUCCUGCUUGCAUUUGGUACUGGGUGCGGUGUAAGUGGAAUCUAGGGAGGACCAAGGAUUAGGAGUA